AUGUCCAACCCCCUACCGUCAAUGCCUCCUGUGAGGCCAACAGCCAUCCCCGUAGAUGCGCCCUCAUCGACUUGGGAUCGCAUUUCCUCUUGGGUAUCGGAAAACAAGGCCGUUGUCUACACCAUUGCCGGUGUUGCUGUCGUAGUCACUGGUGCUGGUGUUGUCUAUUACUUGAAUUCUGACUCGAAAUCCAGGCCAGAAUCAUCGCCCAAGCUCAGCAAGAAGGAGAGACGGAAGAGAAAAGAAGCCGAACGCAAGGCUGCCGAGACCAACGAACCCACCCCAGCUCCGUCGCAAGCCAAGAGCGUUGCCGUUGAGAGUGAAGACGAAAUUCCCGAGAUCGACGAAUCUACUGUCACCAAGUUGUCGCCUGAGCAACGUGAGCAGUAUGCCGCCAAACUCAAGCAGGCCGGCAACCGAGCCUACGGUGACAAGGCAUACAACAAGGCCAUUGGUCUCUAUUCCCAGGCCAUACUUUGCAAACCGGAUCCCGUCUUCUACUCCAACCGUGCCGCCUGCUACAGUGCUAUGAGCGAAUGGGACAAGGUGGUCGAGGACACUACUGCCGCCAUUGCUAUGGACCCCGAAUAUAUCAAGGCGAUCAACCGCCGAGCUACAGCUUACGAACACCAGAAGAAGUACUCGGAGGCUCUCCUCGACUUUACUGCAUCCUGCAUCAUUGACAACUUCAAGAGCGAGUCCACCGCCCAAGCUGUCGAGCGACUUCUAAAGGUUUUUGCCGAGCACCGUGCCAAGGAGAUGAUGGCUUCUCGACCCCCUAAGCUGCCUAGCCCCAUUUUCGUCGGCAAUUAUCUCCAGAGCUUCCGACAGAAAGGCCGUCCCGCGGGUCUUGAGGACUCUGUCGAGCUCGACGCGGAGACGGGCAAGGGCCAGCUGCAAAUUGGCCUUCAGGGUCUUGAGAAGAAGACUGGCGAAGGAUAUGAAGACGCAAGACAAGCUUUCGAGAAGGCACUUGAAUUGGGUGAUCUUGGCGAGUAUGAGGCCUUGGCUUACAACCUUCGAGGCACUAUGCGAACUCUGCUUGGAAACCACGCCGAGGCCACGGAAGACUUCGACAAGAGCAUCGAGCUUGAUCCCGGGAUGAUUCAGAGCUAUAUCAAGCGUGCCAGCAUCAGCCUGGAGCUUGGUGAGCCCGACAAGGCCGAUGCUGAGUUUGCCAAGGCCCUUGAGCAGGACAAGGACGACCCCGACGUCUACUACCACCGUGCUCAGGCUAGCUUCAUCAAGGGGGAUCUUGCCGAGGCUCAAAAGGACUAUCAGAAAUCUAUUGACCUGGACAAGGACUUUAUUUUCUCUCACAUCCAGCUCGGUGUAACCCAAUACAAGAUGGGUUCUAUCGCCUCAUCCAUGGCCACUUUCCGCCGAUGCAUCAAGAACUUCCCCAAGGUGCCUGAUGUCUACAACUACUAUGGUGAGCUGUUGCUCGAUCAAAGCAACUUUUCCGAGGCCGUUGAGAAGUUCGACACCGCCAUGGAGAUGGAGAAGCAGACCAAGCCCAUGUCAAUGAACGUCCUGCCCCUGAUCAACAAGGCCUUGGCCCUGUUCCAGUGGAAGCAAGAUUUCAAGGAGGCCGAGCAGCUAUGCCAGAAAGCUCUGAUCAUUGACCCUGAAUGCGACAUUGCGGUCGCCACCAUGGCCCAGCUCCUCCUUCAGCAGAAUAAGGUCACUGAAGCCCUCAAAUACUUUGAGCGCGCCGCCGAGCUCGCACGCACCGAAGGCGAAAUUGUCAACGCGCUCUCCUACGCCGAAGCUACCAGGACACAAGUCCAAGUCACCGAGAAGUACCCCAAGCUAGCAGCUAAGCUGGCUGGUGGCGGUGCCCCUCCUGGCCUCGGCAUGGGCCGAUAA
Messenger RNA from Metarhizium brunneum ARSEF 3297, 1869 nucleotides. The record is from RefSeq and is a predicted model, not a curated record. NCBI's taxonomy places the organism in Eukaryota, Fungi, Ascomycota, Sordariomycetes, Hypocreales, Clavicipitaceae.